Messenger RNA from Cydia pomonella (codling moth), 5240 nucleotides. RefSeq names its product dachshund homolog 1 (gene dac). The transcript has 12 exons. The record is from RefSeq and is a predicted model, not a curated record. Bases 1303 to 3414 code for a protein of 703 amino acids. Lineage: Eukaryota; Metazoa; Arthropoda; Insecta; Lepidoptera; Tortricidae.
CAUAUGAAAAUAUGAACCAAAUAAGGCGAUGGCGCAUAUUGUUGCUGCCAAGUUGAAGCAAACUUGGCUUAGACCAAAUAUGCUAAAAAGAUGAAAAUAUGCCAGAUCUGCAAUAUUUUAUGCCAAGUUGGCAAAACUGAUGACCGACGAUAUUUGCGCGUGGCCCGGUCUGUUCAUCUAUUACGAACCAUGAGAUAGAGCCCGCUGAAAACUACAAAUAAAAAAGCGAAUAUUGUAUAACUUAGUUUAAUUUUGUACAAAACAUAAACUGAGAAAAUUUCAUUCACUGUGAGUUCUGUCAAUAGCAUAUUGGUUGUGUGAGGGAAUGAUUUCGUUCGCUGUUUAGACCUGUCAAACGCUUUACCCAUUUCUAAAGGUAGAUAGAAGACUAGAUACUCGUACGUUUUAUCAGUAGAAAUAUGCUAUAUGUACUUACUCUACCUGUAUUCACACCUAGUGAAAAAUAAUACCUACUAAGUAAAUACUCAAGUCAGAACCUCACAUUUCAGUGGCGACAAUAUAGAGAUAAUCGCGAGUCGCGUUGUCCUGCGUCCACAGUGUACAGAACAGAACAGUAGUCACCCAAGUGCCGAAGGUUGUUAUACUAGGCGUAGACAACACAGACUCUAUUGCAACGCAACUAAUCUUUCUUCAGCACAAUCGAUAUUAUUACUUACAUUUAUUUAUCAUACAAUUUAUUUUUUUAUAAUACCUAAAUAUUUACAUAUAAAGUAAAAAUAAAAAUGUGUAUAUAUUCGUAGUUAAAUUAUGUUGUCAAAGUUUAUUUCAAGUUAUUGUAUAAGUAUUGUAGGUAUUCAAAGAAGCAACUGAUCAAAGUUACAAACUUGUAAUCGAGCCAUUACAACAAAAGUUUUACUUAAUAGGGUACCACGUGCGUUGGAGAACAUCGUGUAGAUAUGGGAUUAUAGCGUGCGAUUGUGUUCUUCUGGUGCGGAAAUCGCAUGACUCGCUCUCCGGUUCAUAUUGAUUGCCGGUGACAUUCUUUAUCAAUACACCCCCGGCCCGCGGCGCGCGGCCGCACCGCACAACACCCAAAAGAAACAGAAACGUUUCUUCGCGCGUUCUGAACGCACACGAAAAAAGGGCGGAGACUCCGCGGCGACGUCGUCGCCCAAUCGAAUUAGGGCUCCGGAGGCGACCGGCCAAUCAGACUGGGCCGCCGGGGCGGGCGCGCGCACGCGGCCGCGCCCUCGUUUCGCUCCGGCUUUUUAUUUAUUGUUGCGCGAAACGGCGCGCGCGACGGGCGUGUGUGUGAUGCGCGCGUAGUUUGAUAUUGCGAGUAUGGAGUCCGCCGUGGACUCAGCGUCGACCGCCAGCGAAGUUAGCGGGUCCUCAGGGGGUUCGCCGAGAGUGAAGGCGGCGUCGCCGGCGCGGGCCAUGAGUCCGCCGCAGCUGCUGGCGCCGAGGAUGCCGCUGCCGCCUCCAGGGCUAGGGCUGCUCGGUUCGCUGCAGAUGAUGCACCAUUCACCGCUUGAGCUGAUGGCGGCCGCGCAUCACCACGGGCCGCCGCGCUACGGCAGCCCUCCUCCUAUCUCGACAUCAGACCCUUCGGCAAACGAGUGUAAAUUAGUUGAUUAUCGAGGACAGAAAGUUGCCGCGUUCAUAAUCCAAGGGGACACCAUGUUGUGUCUGCCGCAGGCUUUCGAACUGUUCCUUAAACACCUGGUGGGUGGGCUGCAUACAGUGUAUACGAAGUUGAAGAGACUGGACAUAGUGCCGCUGGUGUGCAACGUGGAGCAGGUGCGCAUUCUGCGCGGGCUGGGCGCCAUCCAGCCGGGCGUUAACCGUUGCAAGCUGCUCUCCUGCAAGGACUUCGACGUGCUGUACCGGGACUGCACCACGGCAAGGUGCCUGUCAAUGAAAGCGCCAGACAGCUCCAGGCCGGGUCGACCUCCGAAACGCGCGUCUGGCGUGGGCUUGUCUCUCGCGGCCACGCAGUUCCCGCCGCACCCCUUCAAGAAGCACCGGCUCGAGAACGGGGACUACUCGCCUUACGAAAAUGGACACAUGAGUGGUCACUUUCUUGUUGCAGAGAUCGCGCGCAUGGAGAAAUCGCCGCUGCUGGCCAACGGCUACAACGCGCCGCCGACGCAUCUGGGGCCCAUGGGCUUCAUGCACCAGCACGCGCUCAUGUCGCCCGGCAUGCCACACCACGGCGUGCCCAGACCUGACGGAUCCAUCAUCAAAGGACAGCCUAUGCACAAUAUGGAAGCGUUAGCAAGAUCUGGUAUUUGGGAGAAUUGUAGAGCGGCGUACGAAGACAUCGUUAAGCACCUAGAAAGAUUGCGUGACGAAAGAGGCGACAUGGAACGAGUUAUGGCAAUCGAUAAAGCUCGUGAAGGGUCACAUAAUGGUUCAUCGCCAGGUCACAGUCCUGUGCUCAACCUGUCGAAGUCAGGGUCGGGCGACCGCGACCGCUCGGACCGGAGUGAUCGCAACGAGCGGGGCGAGGGCUCCGCCAGUGGGCGCAGCUCCGCCGCGUCGCGCCGCACGCCGCAGCCGCCGCGGCUGCCGUCCGCGGCGGCGCCUGCCUCGCCGCGCUCGCACUCGGACGAGAGCGACGCAAACAUGUCUGACCAGGACGACCACAACAUGAAGGAGGAGGACGAGGGAGCAGAUCUGAGCGACAACGAACGUGACCUGCCGACGGCCGGGUCGCCCGCGCCCGUUAGCUACGCGACGCAGGCGACGCCGCCCGUGCCCGUCGACCCCACGGCCGACACGCUGGUCUCCUCCACCGAGACUCUGCUCCGGAACAUCCAGGGGCUGCUCAAGGUGGCGGCAGACAACGCGCGCCAGCAGGAGCGCCAGAUCAGUUAUGAAAAGGCUGAAUUGAAAAUGGAUGUUCUUCGGGAGCGAGAAGUGAAAGACAAUCUAGAACGACAACUUCUCGACGAACAGAAAAUGAGAGUGAUGUACCAGAAGCGGUUAAAGAAGGAACGAAAACAACGGCAGCAGGUGCAGGACCAACUGGAACUCGAGUUGAAGCGGCGGCAAAAAAUCGAGGAAGCGCUCAAGCAGUCCGGCGCGCCCGCCGAGAUCCUCAGGAUCGUUACUGAGAACCUCGCAUCACCGACACAGGAGCCGGCGCGGCAAGAGCGCGAGAACGGUGACAGCAAGCCUCCCAGCACGGAGCCGCCGGCGUCCUCGCCGCCCUUCCAGCGCGACCCGCCGCGCACGCCCGACAAGCCGCAGUGGAACUACCCGCCGCCGCCCGUCGACAUCAUGGCCGGCGGGGCCGCCUUCUGGCAAAACUAUUCCGAAUCCCUCGCCCAAGAGCUGGAGAUGGAGCGCAAGUCCCGGCAGCAGGCCAUGGAGCGCGACGUGAAGAGCCCGCUGUCAGAGCGUGCCAGUUACUACAAAAACUCGGUGUUGUUCAGCUCGGCCACUUAGCUACCCGACGCCGGGGCCGCCGAACACCCCCAGGAGCAAGACAAGCCUGACGAGACCAGGAAACCCAUUAUCAGCGUCAAACCCGAAUUCAGGGAAAAAUAAUAUCCAAAGAUUUAUUGGAGACUCAAUUCGACGGUCCCUAGUGAUUAUUUCGACUUAGCGAAUGGUCGAAAACAAUAUGUUCAUGUACAUUAAAUGUUCAUCCGAUUGUUUAUUAUAGUCAAGUUUUUCGUAUAAAGAUCUCGAUGAAGUAAGUUGUACUUCUCUGUUUUGAGAUUAAAAAGCACUACAGUAAUGUAAAUAUUGUUAUUGAAGUUAGAUAUGUAGAUUUCGUGGCGAAGUCUCAUGACCUCUUCUUCCAUAGUAAAAUUUGUAAAUAUCGCUUUAUAUUUAAAUAAGUAAGUCUAACUGUUUAUCGACGAUUUACGUAAUUUAUUCGUCAACAUUUAAUCUUUAACGAGAGUACCUUUUAACUAUUGCCAUAUUUAUAAAUUAAGAAUGGAUCAGUUUCGUUUUAUUUUCAUGAUUUCACUGUAAGUACAUGUUUUGUAUUCCAAGAGUAUUUGAGUACCUACCUUACAUAUCUUAAGCUUUGGGCAAUUAAUAAUCAAAUUGGGCUCUUUAAUAAAUUGAUCACGGAAACGGUAGGAAUUGAUCAAAGACUGUUUUUUGGGAUUUUUCUCGUGUUCUGCAAGUUGGCUCAAGCUGGUUUUUAUCAAGUACUAUUUGAGUUCCUAAAGUAUUUUUGUUCAGUGAAACUAAAUUAUAUUUUAGGUGGUACCUGUCAUUUUUCGUAUAAUAUACGAAUUCGUCGACCAUAUUGAGAAAUAAUAGGAUUAUAUUGUGAUCUUCUAUGAUGUAAUUUAUUCAAUUUUAGUGCAAUGAUUAGAUUUAACUUUUACUAUGUAUAGGUAUCUGCAUUACCUUUCGAUAAGUUCUUUACGUUAGCUGUUUACAAUUACACAUUUAUACAAUUGAAAUUUAUGGACUGAACACAGAAGAGACAGAUUUGCGUACAAUAUAACCUAAGUGUUUACUUUAAAGUUUGGUGGCGUAGACGCUGUAUAAAUAAUUAUAAUCGCUGUAUCUCAUAUCCAUAACGAAGAGUAAUGUAUGGGUAGCUAUUACCUUACAUUAAGUGCGGUAGUUUUUAACAUUAUAUAUAAAGUAUAAAUGAUAGUGUUAUUUAUAUGAUUAGUUUACGGGAGGACUUUAAAUGUCUUAAAUAACUUACAUAAGAUUUAGAGAUCGUAUCUGGUGUGAUAUUGGCGCUUGGCUAUAGCCAAGAUUAUAAUAAAUUGUAGCAUAAACAUGAAGUACUUUUGUACUUUGUGGAGGGCUGGCUUAUUCUGGACAUCUUCAUAUUGUUACUAGUUCGGAGGGAAUAGUCAAGCGUCGACGCGAUCGCGAGCACGCGCUGGAUGCGACGUUUCAUCAGUAAUGGGUAAUGAAUAAAACUUAGUUGUUACUAUAAAUGUUUAGCUGAGCAUGUGUGACUGUAUGGAGAGAGUGAAUGUGGUACUUUUGUAUCAGUUACAUUUCAUUUCCUCGGCAUAAUGUAGGGACGACAAUACUAACAUAACAUAGAACAAAUGAAUAGUGUAUUUUGCUCGAACUGUCAACAAUUCCAGUAUUGUCUACUGAUACUUUUAUUCCGGCAGAUAUUGAGGCUUUAUGUAUAACCUUAAUAUUCAACUUUGUUUGUUGUAUGCAAUUUUGAGAGCAAGUGUUAUUUAUUAUUUCUAUUAUAAUUAUUUUACUUAAAAAUUGUGUGUGUGCCUUGUAUCGUAGAUGAAAAUAUCAAGAUUAAAAAAGUGAAAACAUCA